AUGGAGGACAAGGUGUCGCUGCGCCCGUCCUUCUUUACUCGGGUUAACGGCUCGCGCAUGCACUUCUUCGCCGUCUUUGACGGCCACGGUGGCCCCGAGGUGUCUGCGCUGUGCAGGGACCAUAUGCACGCAAUCCGUGAGGACGAGCUGGCCCGCGCAUCCGCAGCCUACCGAAAGGAGACCCAGCAGCACGUAGAGGCGGAGGAUCGCGCCUGGAAGGCCACACUGACACGGAGCUUCGCGCAGGCGGACGAGCUGCGGGCGUCGGCGGUGCCCCAGGGCACCAUAGGUGGGUCCACGGCCAUGGUGGCGCUCUUGGUCCGCGGUCGCAUCAUCGUGGCCAAAUGCGGCGACUCUCGCGCCGUGCUCUGCCAUGCCGGCCGCGCCAUCCCGCUCUCCCAGGACCACAGCGUUGAUGAACUCAAAAAAUCUGAGGAAAAGCUCACCCAGGAGAACACCCAGAUACUCCUUCACAUGGGUGAUCUCAAGAAGGGACAUGAGAAGCUCACAUCACGGAGGGAUGAGUUAAAGAUUCAGAUUGCUGAACUAUUGAAGUCAGAGGAGAAGAACAAGCAGAAAUUGAAGGGGAUCCUGGACAUCUUGUCAGAAUGA
Molecule: messenger RNA, 612 nt
Organism: Triticum aestivum (bread wheat)
Lineage: Eukaryota; Viridiplantae; Streptophyta; Magnoliopsida; Poales; Poaceae
Product: probable protein phosphatase 2C 37
Exons: 3
Coding region: 1-612 (203 amino acids)
Biological process (GO): protein dephosphorylation
Molecular function (GO): protein serine/threonine phosphatase activity; cation binding
Source: RefSeq, a predicted model, not a curated record